Messenger RNA from Acanthosepion pharaonis, 738 nucleotides. Lineage: Eukaryota; Metazoa; Mollusca; Cephalopoda; Sepiida; Sepiidae. The record is from the annotation of a GenBank genome assembly.
AUGAUUCUUUUCUUCUUCUUGGAUUUUUCUUCUUGGAUUUUUCUUAUCUUUCUUUCUUUCUUCAUGCAGAUUUUUCCUUUUUGUCUACUUCUUCGGACCUUACAGGGUGUUUUACUCUUUCUUUUUUUCUUUCAUGUUCGUGUUACUUUUUUCCUUUACAGUGCACCUCUUUUUCUUCUUGUACUUCUUAUUUAUGUUGUUAUUUUUGUUCUACUUCUUUUUUCUUCUUUCUUUCUUUCUUUCUUUCUUUCUUUCUGCUUCGGGAAAUGCCCAGGCUGUCUUAGUCUUUUGUCGCUUUUUUUAUGUUCAUUCCUCCUUCUUCUUCUUCUUCAUCUUCAUUUAUCAAUUCUAAUCAUCGUUCCUAAACUUAUUUUUUUCAUUUCGUUUGCAUUUCCUUUCCCGUUACCGCGUUUCUUCUUCUUCUUCUUCUUCUUCUUCUUCUUCUUCUUCUUCAUGUUCUUCUUCAUGUUUUUCUUUUUCUUCUUCAUCAUCUUUUUCUUCUUCAUCAUCAUCUUUCUUUUCUUCUUACUCUUCUUCUUCUUCUUCUUCUUCUCUUUCUUCUUCUCACUCUUCUUUUUCUUCUUCUUCUCUUUCUUCUUACUCUUCUUCUUCUUUUCUUUCUUCUUCUUACUCUUCUUCUUCUUCUUCUCUUUAUUCUUCUUAUUUUCUUGUUGCUCUUCUUCUCCUUCUUUUUACUCCUCUUCUUCUUCUUCUCCACAUUUCUGCCCUCUUCUUUAG